This is a messenger RNA of Lytechinus pictus (painted urchin), 8613 nucleotides long. RefSeq names its product transient receptor potential cation channel subfamily M member 5-like. Gene Ontology annotation, molecular function: ligand-gated calcium channel activity. Gene Ontology annotation, cellular component: plasma membrane. Gene Ontology annotation, biological process: calcium ion transmembrane transport. The record is from RefSeq and is a predicted model, not a curated record. The transcript has 26 exons. The coding region runs from base 650 to 4540 and encodes 1296 amino acids. Lineage: Eukaryota; Metazoa; Echinodermata; Echinoidea; Temnopleuroida; Toxopneustidae.
ACAGAACAUCACACUUUUAUAGUAAUAUCAAAUUUCACCCGCAAAAAACCCGAAUUCUAGAGAAUCCGUUAAUCUGCGUAAUUAUACUCUCAAAAUGUAGACAUGCACAGAGAUGUUUGCCUUUUAAUGUGAUUUAUACUCCUUUUUACAAGCAAAUCAAGUCACAGCCGUGAUCGUGGAAGUCUUGCAUGCCGACAAUAGCGCCGAGAAUUUUGUCAAACCUACACUAAUUUCCGUAUAACAGAGGCCUACUCAUGCAUAUUGCCCUUUAUUCAACUCUGGGCACUGAUUUGCUAUUUUGAGAGUAUCAAGAAUGCUGCCAACUUACUGAAACAAGCCAAAUCGAGGGUGUAUGUUGCCAUGUACAGUAGCUGACAUGUAUUAUGGAGGAUCUAGGAGGAAGAGAUCGGAUAUGGACUCUCAUUUUUGGUUUGGCAUUCCUCCUUCCUGCGAUUGAGUAUACUUAAGGUGCGGUAGAUGUACAUAAGAACAACUCUGUCAGCGAUGUCCUCUUUAUAGAUGAAUAACCAAGGGAAUUAGUGAGCUGAAUCCUCAUUUGUAUUCAACCAACUGCCGGGGCGUAAUCAAGCAAUCAAAUUUCCUCAUCUGUCCUAAAAUCAGGUUUUUAACUAUAAGUAGUGCUUCUGAUAUGUCUUCUUGUUGCUGUGUGGCGGAAAGUGAACCGUCGGACGAUAGGGCAGAGCCUUACAAACUCGGGCCUCAACCGAAUAUACAAAUGAAUCCGAGCCGACAAUCUUCAAAGGAAAACGAAAGGAUUGCCAUGGAAACCGUUGUCAAGAGUUACACUCCAGAACCCGAACCCAGUGCUGAUUUCGAGACGAGCAAAAUCCUGUAUCGGAAGGAAUUAAAGAGCGGUUUAAGAACGGGAAAAAGAUGGCUGAAGACUAGGUACGCCUUGAUUCCCAGCAAUGCCUGUGCCAAGGAGGUGGUGAAUUUCCUUUUAGAGAAAUGGCGGCUCCCGAAACCCAAUCUCGUAAUCUCGAUCGUGGGAGGCACUAGCAACUUUCACAUGAAUAUCCAGCGUCGUGAAGUCUUCCGUACUGGGAUCGCCAAAGCCGCCGCUACCACUGGAGCAUGGAUAAUUUCAAGUGGACUCAACUGCGGUAUCGUCAAGACAAUUGGCGAGGCUGUGAAAGACCACGCAGUAGCUGCUGGUCGAGGUCGUAAAAAGGUCGCUGCUAUCGCACUCACAUCGCUCCGAGAGAUCGAUGGCGCACAGUCCCUCAUCGACGGCGCGGAGCACGGGCGGCCCGUGAUAUACGGACAGGGUUCCGAAAGAAUUACACAGCAGGCCAUGCUCGAUCCAAAUCAUCCAUAUGCACUCCUAGUAACAGAUCCAAAGAGAGAUUCAUCCACAUCAGCAUCGUCGUCGUCGUCACAGAAUCAUAGACAAGGCGCUGACCCGAUGACUAUACGAGAUCAGCAGAGCUCAGAGAUCAGGAUUAGGAGCUUGAUCGAACAUGAGAUCUCAUCACGAAAUAUUACCCACAGUAGCACCAAUGUACCAACAGUAUGUUUCCUGGUGAAUGGGGGACCACAUCAGAUACAUGCAAUCCACAAUGCCAUAGAAAAUAAGACCCCUGUCGUAGUCCUUGCAGGGUCCAAGGGAUGUGCUAACGUCAUUGCUAAAGCUUACAGGCAGAAUGACGAGGGAUCAAGUUCUCUAUACAACAUCGUGAGACAAGAGUUCGGUAGCAACGUCCCGCCUAACGAGAUGGUCGAACUCCUGAAGAAAGUAAACGAAAUCGUCAAGAGGAAACAUCUGAUUACUAUUUUCGAUCUCGACACCGUCCCACGGAUCGACAUCGACGAGGCUUUCCUAAAGGCCCUCCUUAGAGGUUCACAAGGAUCGGGAAAGAAAGACCAGCUUCAUAUGGCAGUAGUCUGGAGGAGAGUGACAUUGGCACAGAGUCAGCUUCUAUCGCAAUACAAGUGGAAAUCGUCAGAACUAUUUGAGGCACUCCGCAUUGCGUUGGUUAACGACCAGACAGACUUUAUACGUCUCUUUCUCGAUAUCAACGUCAAGCUUGAAGACUAUCUCCACGCCGGUGAACUCCGGCGACUUUACAAUGAGGUCCAUGAAGAUACAUUACUCUACAAGUUGCUUUUAAAACACAGAGGUCGGAAUAACAAAAUGCCGGUUGACCUGUGUGAUGUUGGCCAUGUCAUCAAGAGUCUUACAACACAUGCUUACGAACCCCUUUAUUUAUCAGAUUCUCAACCCACUCUGAAUCCUUGUCGGGAGUUGUUCUUGUGGGCAGUGCUGCAGGAUCGGCAGGAGACUGCUCGGUUGUUCUGGGAGGAGGGCAAGGCGUGGAUUGGUGGAGCUCUUGUAGCCAGUCGGAUCAUGAGAGCCAUGCAGAGGUUGGAGACGGAGCCACAGCGGCUGGCCAACCUCGAGGAACAUCAGAGGGAAUACGAGAAACUCGCCGUUGGUGUCUUGGACCACUGCUACAGAGAAGACCGAAGGAGGACUUCACUGCUCCUCAUACGAGAAAUGCCCGAGUGGGGUAACGUGUCGUGUUUAUGUCUAGGGGCAGCAGCGCACGACAAACAUUUCAUAGCUCACCCCGCUGUCCAGAAUGUUUUAAAUGAUCUUUGGUCAGGAAGAUUAUCAAGGCAGAACGGUCAUUGGCAGUCGUGGCUGGCCACAUUCUUUCCACCCUACGCACUCUGGGGCAUCAGAUUUGUAGAUGAGGAAAAGGACAGGAUCUACAGUGUCACGCUUCAGACUCGUGCAUCAAAGACACGAGCCUGUGGUCAACUGAAGUUUGAUUCCGAUGACGAGGAAGAUGGUCAGAUUGAUAAAAGACGAGAUUCAAUCCUCAGUGACACCGGUAGCAUCACAUUCAACUCAUCAUCCUUUCGAGCCCAUGUCCCGGCACAGAACUUCACCCUCCUACCGUUUGAUGAGAUGCUCAAACACAAGACAGUGAAUUUGGAAUCGAUUGUGAAUCAUGAGGAGAAAACCAGAGUCCCAUGGACGAAACGAUUACCUCUCUUCUUCAGCGCUCCCGCUAUCAACUUCAGAUACUAUGUGAUGUCGCACAUCGUAUUUCUUGCCCUGUUCAGUUAUGUUCUGCUGGUUGAAUUCAAAGCGGAAGCGACAAUUACAGAGUAUGUUCUAAUUGGUUGGGUCGGGACACUGGCAAUCGAGACUAUCAGACAAAUGAUUUCCAUCGGCGGUUUCUUCGACUGCCGUAAGUUCAUCCAAUCGUGGCUUCUCAACUACUACUACCUCGUCGACGCCGUAUGCGUCAUCAUGUUCGCUGCCGGCACCGUCAUCCGACAUUACCCCGGCAUGCUCGAUGCCGCCCGGAUCGUCCAUUCCCUGACGCUCGUUACAUUUUAUAUCAGGCUUCUCCACAUUUUCUCAGUCAACAAGCACCUCGGACCCAAGCUCAUCAUGAUUAUGAAAAUGAUAAACGAUCUGUUAGUAUUCAUCUGUAUCUUACUGGUGUUCCUAUUAGCCUAUGGUAUAGCAUGUCAGGCAGUCCUCUUUCCUCACGUCACUGAUACUAAACAGAUGAUGAAAGGCAUCUUCUAUAGAUCAUACUUCCAGAUUUACGGGGAAUUAUUCCUGGAGGAACUCGAAGGACGCAACGAUUGUUCAAACGAGGACCCACAGAUGGAGCCCUGCCCAGCCAAUAUGUGGUUUGGAACAAGUAUUCUUGCCGUAUAUCUCUUCAUCAGCAAUGUUCUUCUCCUCAAUCUCCUCAUAGCAAUGUUAAACUAUACCUUCGCCUCGGUACAAGAGAACACAGAUGUGGUAUGGAAGUUUCAGCGAUACUCUCUUAUCAAAGAUUACUACAAUCGUCCAAUCUUAGCACCUCCGUUCAUCAUCAUCAGUCACAUCUUUAUCUUGUACAGCUUCAUGCUGCGAUGUUGGUGUGGCUGUUGCGACAAGUUUGCACUCUCAAGGAGCCUCAGACGGUUACUUCCCGGAGACUUAAUUGCUGAAAUCACAACAUGGGAAAAGAUACAAGGUGAAGAUUACGUCACAAAGAGAAACAAGAAAAGGAAUCUUGACCUCACCGAUCGAAUGAGUACAACAGAGAUGAAAUUAGAAGGCCUCUCUCGGAAGUCAACAGCGUUUUUCAACAAUCCUGAAAUUGGCACUCAAAUGAAGGAACGAUUAGAUAAUUUAGAACAUCAGAUGACAGAGAUGAAAGAGCUGCUUCAUCAGACGCUGAAGGCAGUAUCAGGGUCAGCAGGGGAAGCUACAAUCAAGGGCCAAACACCAAAGAAAUUAAUUCCUAAAACAUCCACAGAGCAAUUUGAGGUGAAGGAGUCCAAGGCAAGGGAUGAAGUAGAAGAGGAUGUAUCACGCAAAGAUGAGGAAAGGACUCUGGAAGAAUGUAAGGAAGAUGGGGAGAAUGGAAGGCAGAUGGAGGAACAGAGGUUGGAGCAGGAUGAGGAGAAAGAGGAGCAGGAGAGGCUGGAACAGGAGGAGGUGGUGCAGGAAGACGGAGAAGAAUCCAUUCUGGAUAUUAAUCUUGAGUUGAUCAAUGACGAGUAACAUGAUGGGAUGGUGUAAAUCCAAGUACCAGCCCUUCGGUGUUAAAGCUUCCUAAACAUCCACAGAGCAGGACGAGGUGAAGGAGUGCAAGGCAAGGGAAUCAGAAGAAAAGACAUCAGGCAAGAGGAGGAAAGGACUCGGGAAGAAUGUAAAGAUGAGGGGGAAGAAGGUAGGCAGUUAGAGGAGCAGGAUGCAGAGAAAGAGGGUCUUGAACAGGAGGAGCUGGUGCAGGAGGAUGAAGAAAAUGAAUCCAUUCUGGACAUUAAUCUUGAUGUGAUUGGCAAGGAGUAAGAUGACAAGGUGUAAGAUAUUGGGUUGUUGUUGGGGUGACACCAACAUCAGCCUUCUUAACACCUAACAUGGAAUGGAACUGGUCUUGUAAUUGAUAUCAUUUUUAGUAGGUUUUAGAACUUAGUUCAAUAGUCUGAUUGACACUACACCAGCAUUGCACUAACUACAUUUAAAUGUCAACCUUGCAAGGCUUGCAUAGGUACAAAGACAUCCUGUAUAGUUUCUAGCAAUUAGGUACAUAGUACUGCCAUUAAUUUAUUCAGGGUGCCAUUUCAUAAAGCUGUUCGUAGGUUAAGAGUGACUUUAAGAACGACUGGUGAACCCUUCUUACGCGCUUAACUAUCACCAAUUCAAUAUACCAUUUACCACAAGAAAGGAUAACCAGUCAUUCUUAAAGUCGCUCUUAACUUACGAACGGCUUUAUGAAACAUGCGCCAGGUCCAACAAUGGGUCGCCUGAUGGUCAAUCCUGAAAUGGGCAAUUCCAUGAGAUGGGUGCCAUGGGGUGAAAAAAUAAAUUCAUAUUUUGGAACUUGUCACCCACCUAAUUUUGUUCAGUAUACUUCUGGGCAUACGGAACAGCACUUUUUCCAAAAAUUCCAUCAAGAAUCGCAAAUAUUGAACUUUGAACUCAACUUACAACUUUAUUGAGAAAAACAGUAAAAAUCUACCUAAAGAAUUCAUUUGAAUAAAAAAAUAAUUAAAGAAUAGUCAGGAGUUGUUUAGCUGAUUUUUAGAAUGUAUGGAGCAUUAGUUUUGAGUUGCCAAAGACACAAACAUGUCUUCCAAUCCCAUGAGUGGGUAAGAAGCAUGCCACCCCAUCGCUUAAACCAAUGUAACGUGAGUAACGAAAAAACUGUAAAUUUUGAUUUUUUUUUUAUAUUCACUUCCAUUCAAAAUUUGCCAAUGGAAAUUCUCUUCAUACUCCUUGUACCUGAUAAGAAAAAUAAGGUAAGAGCUGUAUACAUGUCAUGGUAUUACAAUAAACGAGGCCCCAAAAAUGUAACGUGAGUAACGACAUAAAAUCGUGAUAUUGAUAUGUUUUUCACAGGCUAUGGUAUAGUACUACCUUUUACUGUAUGAUUAGGGGUAAAAACAAGAGUUUGGUCCAUUAAUGACCUUUAAUGACCCUUUUGAAGUGGUCAUUACCGUCAUUAAAGAGAAAUUUGCCAGUUGUGGUAACGAUCACAAAAUUAGUUCAAUCAGAAUCAAAUGAAAUGACCAACCAAGUGUUUGUAUAUUAUAUAAAUAAAAAAAAUGUGCCAAAUGGCUCUUGAAGAAAAUGUGUAAUUGCUGAGAAAUUAGCAAAAUAAAUUUCAUAAAAUGUCAGGUAUUUUUCCAAGCAAUAUUGAUACUGUCCCACAUAUGCUUUUCUGUGUUAGUGAUCAUAAGUGCUGUCAGUUUUCAGGUAAGAUUUCAUGAUUUCACAAAGAUAAGUUUAUGUUAUUGUAGCAUAUCUAGAUCUAUGAAAAUAGAAUGACAAUCAACCUUGAUUUUAAAGACUUACUCGUGAAAUAGUUGUUUGCUGCAACUACAUGUACAUUAUUUUACCAUUAACAUAGAUAAACCGGAUGUAGCUAAUAAUAAUGCCCUUCCAAGUUUACUGUUCAGAUUUAAGCCUUUCUCAGACUUUUCAUCAAUAAAGAUGAAUAAAUUUGUAUCUUUGGUUAUAAGAGUCUGCAUGAUUUGCAUAUACAUAUAGCCUAAUGUUUAAAUACCAACACUUGACUUUGGUGCAUUGCUUUCAUGUACUAGAAAUAAGUUAGAAGAUUAAAUUAUUAACCUGGAUAAUAAUUACAGAUUGAUAAAAGCAUACCAAAUAAAUACACUUCUUCGUUUCAUUUUAGUUCGUUAAAGGUGGCAAUUUCUGUUUUCACGAUUUGCAUUUUUUUAAGGGGGAAGGGAUAUAUGAUAAUUUCUUAACCUUGUAAUGCAAUAUUUAGAUAUAAUUUUUUGGUCAGAGAACAUUACACUAUUAACUGUUUAACACAUUAUUCUGCUCCCUUAAUCUUUAAGCGAGCACAUUAACUUUAUCAGAUAGGUUUGCUUAAUAUUGCUUACAGUACAAUUAAUUCAUUCAUGUGAUUUCAUGAAAGAGAAACAUACAUGUACACUGUUUAGAGUAUAUACAUGUAAGUUCAUGUGUUAGGUUGGAUCAGAUUGCACAUAAAUGUGGUGUGGAGUCUAGGGGAAUAUUUUUUUUAAACUCAUUCUGCCAGUUAUGUUACUUCACGAUUAUUAAAAUCUUCAAACGACUGACUAAAUAAAAUUCAAGUGUCCCUGACUCAGUGAUUCAGAGAAACUUGAAAGGAAUUUAAUUUUAAGAGAAUACCGUAGAAGUAAAGGAGAAUAUUUUUCACUCUACAUCACUUAACAAAAUGCAUGUAUUAUAACUAAAAUUGACAUUGUAUGUGUAUGUGUGGUAAUUUUGCUUAAAUGUUGAUGAUAAGCCAUAUAAAAUGGGCUAUACAGUAAUUCUUGAGAAAAGAGGUUAACAAAACUGUUCCAUUUUAUGCCCAAAAUAAUUGUAAUAGUUAAUUACAUCUAAAUAUACACUUUCCAGCAAAUAUUCAUGGUCAAGAGCAUGGCAAUGAAUUAUGUUACAUAUGUAACGUGAGUAACGCAAAUUUUGGUAAAUUUGUCAAAGAUAUGAAAUGUUUAAAAAAUUCUGAGCAUCUACAUUUGUGAACCUCUAUGCCAAUCAUAAACCCACUUCUUGUUAUUCCACCCAGUAUGAGGACACUUUUUUAAAGAAGUCAUGUUCUUGACUUAUGUGGUCCAAAAAUGUAACGUGAGUAACAAGAAUUUGCUUGCCUAUAUUUUCUGGAUAGAAUUGUCAAACUAAAUUAUGAUAAUAUACCAAGGUGUAUUAAGUUAUCAUAAAACCUUGUACAGAAAAGAGAGAUUGUCAAACCCCACAGUAAGCAAAAUAUGGCAAUUACAAUAUGUUAAGGUGCCUAAAUUGUGUAACGUGAGUAACAUGGAAUUGCCCAAAUAUUCAUAAAGCAUAUUUGAGUAAUGUCUUCUACAAUCUUAAGGAUGAAUGGAAUCAUUUGUAGUAAACACUGAUUUCAUGAGUGAAUCUUCCACUGCCAAGUGGGAAUUUACCCAUGUAACUAAGCAUCGUGUAUAAAACAGUAAUCUCUGAAUAUUGACAACUACUUUUGAACUUUUUAACUGGUAUUUGUAAUUGCUACAUCAUGAAUAGUUUUUAGUGAGAAUAGAAAAGGAUGUUACACUUUGCUUGAUGAUAGCUGCAACUAAUCAGAUGGUGCUCUACAAUGUAUUUUUACUUGGUUUCAUGAAUUUUAUUUGUAACCAGAGGUAAGGCUAGUAAUAUCAUUAAUGGACAGAGAAUCAAUGACCGGAGAUGAUAUUGAUGAUUCAAUGAAGCAUAUGGGAUACAAUCUUUAAUUACAUCAUUCUAAUUCUAUUCUAUUUAGCCCAAAGUACAUAACCAGUUCAGCAGUUGUCACAAGUAUGUAAUGUAAAGAAUUAUUUUAGUAUGAAUUUAGUAUUACUUGUUCUGCAUUUUAUUUGGUAAUCUUUCCCCUUCAUUCUAGGGUACGUUUCAUAAAAAAUAAUUGUUAUAACAAAUUUACAAUAACAGUUAAAAGCUACUGAAAUCCUUCAAUCUGGUAAAUUUGUUAUAUUGUGCAUUUGUUAUUCUAACGAGUCAUCAUGAAAUGGGGCCCUGUUCACAUAUAUGAAGUUGAUACCUUGGUCACAUUUGCUCUAUGGCGGCCGUACGGCGAGACAAAAAACAGCCGUUUUAACAUUUUU